This is a messenger RNA of Phymastichus coffea, 6161 nucleotides long. RefSeq lists its product as uncharacterized. Gene Ontology annotation, cellular component: nucleus. Gene Ontology annotation, molecular function: protein binding. The coding region runs from base 1466 to 4648 and encodes 1060 amino acids. The record is from RefSeq and is a predicted model, not a curated record. Gene Ontology annotation, biological process: regulation of gene expression. NCBI's taxonomy places the organism in Eukaryota, Metazoa, Arthropoda, Insecta, Hymenoptera, Eulophidae. The transcript has 11 exons.
UUAUUUGUUGGCCGUCUCACUCGGCAACUCAGCAGCGGCGGCGGCAGCCACUGACACUCAUUCAACCUCGCACACAUAUACUUAACCCGCGAGCAAGUGAGCGUACGUUCGCUAGACUCACUGCGCGUUUAGUACUGGCCGCGUCGCGAUCGGCGCAACAGCUGUUACUCGUCGCAAGAUAAGCUCGCGAGCGCGUACGCCGCUACGAGAUAAGCCAAAUAAAUUCUUCGGGCCGCCUCUCACCGCCCUCAGUAAUAAUCUUCGAGUCGUGUAUGUGUGCCACGAAACGUGAGCUUUCUCUGUUUUCCAAGCGCGUGUGGCACAAACAAAAUAGAAAUAACGUAUAUUCGCGUAUCAGCGAUCUGAAAUAAAAAUCUAGUGCUCCAGAUUCGACGAAGCUGAUGUAUGGAAAUUUAGACGCUAGGAUUGUCAAUAAGAACUGUGAACUGUCUCGAAACAUCUAUAUUAUAUCGGGAAGGAAAAGAAAAGGCGAUAAGUGCACAAAAUUCUGUGAUAAAAGACGGAGAAACAGCGAUCGUUUUUUUGCGUAUGUGUUUACGGUUGGAACAAGUGGAGUUUAUGACAUUGCAAUUUCGUUAUUGUUCUUUAGAGACGAAUAAUAUACUUUAUCAGUUGCACUGAUUGCGCUAAUUUAAUUGCACGACUAAAGAGACUCGCUACUUUUAAAAAUCGAUUAAAAUCGAUCAGUCGUAAUUAUUCGACGUAAAAAGAAAUUCCACUACUGAAACUCAAGCUAAAAUAUUUAAAAGUGAAACAGUUGCUGCAUACGCAAUUGAAAUUGUACAUGCUCUACGCGAGCUACAUAAAGAAUAAAAAAAUAGAGUUGGUGACUGGUGUUGAAAAAUCCAAUGUCUAAUUCGCAGUGAAUUGUAAUAACAGCAACACAUACACACGCAGAGAUAUGUCGACGCGAAGCACGAGUGCCAUAUGAAGCUUGCCAUAUGAAAAGGCGUGAUAUAAACGCUAAGAAAAAGACACAUUUAUAUUAAUAACAAAAAGCAAAGCCAUUCCAAAUAUUCAGAAAUAGUAGCCAACGUCCCUACCACGCUGAGCCGGUACGGGACAUACGCAUACAUGUACGAGUGUAUUGUGCGCGUGUACAUGAAUGCAUGAACGCGUGCGCGCGAGUAUUCGUACUUGAUAUUGUGCACACGUAACUAUAGUCUAUCGCGAAGACACGAGAGUCUAACACGGAGACAGCGUAAGAAGCGCGAAUUCAAAAGUCGCGUAGUGCGCACGCGCACCAAAUCAGUCGAGGCAGUCGACAGCAACAUUCAAAACUUCGGCUUUUUUUGAUAACAAAGUGCGCGGCGGCGGCGGGGGCGAACUCUCGCGGUCGCUGCUGUAUCAUGACAAUUUAACGACACGUGUCUAUAUACUAUAAUUGGUAUAUGCACUGUGCAGCUUAUGCAGGAUAAACACAUGAUGACUUUGGUGACGAUCGAUGUGUUUUGACGAAAUGUGCGAGUCCCUGGAAGUUGUUCGAAUUCUGGACGUUAACGAGACUUUACUUAAGACAAGGUGUCGACGAAAUAGCGCAAUACCUAGCCUGUCGAUCAUGGCAAGAAUUCGCCUACCAGAAAAGAUUGAAAAUAAGCCAGCCACGACGCCUAUAAAGGUUGAGCAACGUACACCAUCCACUUCUACAAAGAUGGCUUCAAGUUUGAGUAGUUUAAGUUCGGAUUCGUAUUCUUCGAGUCCUGAAACGAAUGAAUUGAAAUUUCCUUUGAACAUCAGUGAUAUUAUCAGUAGUGUAAACAAUAUAAUUCUUGUGAGUUCAGACGAUGAUAAAACAGGAAAUUCGUCUGACGAAAAUGAAGGCUACGCAUGUGAAAAGAAUAUUGUUGAUUCUGACGAUGGAAAAUUCGAGAAGUUUAGUGAUGAAGAUGAUGAUAGUGUCCACACUUUGAAGUUCGUGUAUGAAAGAAAUAUUUUCACUAACAGUGACGAAGACUCAGAAAAAGAUAAUGAUAAAAUUAACAAUGGCGAGGAUUCACUAUUUCAUCAAAAAAGUAAAAUUUUCAAACUCAGCAAUGGCAAAUCAAGUGAACUGAGUGAAAAUAACGAUGAAAACGAUGAUUAUGAUGACCAUAUAAACGGUUUAAUUGAAAGAGGACCAGUUAGGCCACAAUUGCAUUCUGUGAAUCGUUCGAAACCUUACGUUGAGUCAGCUCACCAAUGGCCAAGUUCGGACAUACUGCCAUCACAACCAUCACCUAGUGAAAAUUCAACCGACUAUGAUACCAGUGCAAAGGCCAUCCUUACAGAUAAAGAGUACAGGCAAAGAAUUGAUCUAUGUCUUGAUCAACUGUCCGAUAUGGGACAAGAUCAAUCGGUUGUAAAUUCACUGUCACCCGGUGAUUCAGAUUUCGGAGGAACACUGAAUUAUUCGCCACAACAGCCUUAUCAAUGGCAGCCCGACCAGUCGCCCAACAGCGUCCGUAGUAACAGUUCAUCAACAUAUUUCGUCCCUUCCAUCAAAAUUGGUGACUCGGAAAGCACAAUAUUAGAAGUACUAUCCCGUCAUAGUCUACAGCGACCUGUUUAUCAGUCAGUUGUACAGACUCCAGAUUACAACAGCGGUGCAAGCACAGCCGCUUGUGAUAAUUAUCCUGAAUCACCGGCGAGCAGUUACAAUGCUUGUGCUACUUCAACAUCUCGACCCGAAAGUCGUGCCUCUAGCAGGGCACAAUCACCGGGAUCUAACAACGGGGGAUGUGCAAGCACUGGAAACUUCUUCAAUUUACUUGCCAGCUCUUUGAACUCUCCUCAGGUAUCACCACAGAAUUUUCGAAAUCAACACCGUCCAUCUUCAUCAUCGUCAUCGAGUCAGUCAUAUUGUGAAACUCCUAGUCCAGCCAAUUACCAAAAUCCUUUGGAGCAGCAUAUCGAAGAAAAACUAGGUGACCACAUGAUGACACGAAUGCCAGCCUGGUAUGAUAGUUUCAAAUCUUCUGACACUUUGGUUAAUAGUGUCGGUAGCAGUGAACUUCAACUUCAAUUGGUUGAAGAAGUUAUUCGUGGUGACAUGAAAGACCAGCCAAAAUCUAAUGACAUGCAAGUUGUACCUAACUGUCAAACUUCAUCAUCUUCAACAUCUGUUGCAAGUUGUUCAAUGAACAAUAUCAAUCCAUCAAUACCCAGUGAAAACUAUACAUAUACGUGUCAUGACAACGAGACUACAGAUGACUUGACAAAUACUCUGCUAAGAUUCGUCGGCAGUGCACAAACCAUUCCUUCACACAGAAAAGUUGAGGCGAGGAACAACUCUUCAACAACUUCUGGAUAUAACAGUAAUAGUAGAAGCAACGAAGCCAGAAAACUCAGUCAAGACAGUGCAUGUUUAUCUUUGGAUCAACCAAUUCAGACUACCUUCUUGGAAAGUUUUAGAAGUCCUCCAAGAUCACAACCUCAGCGAUCGAUUUAUCAACAGUCAUCUAUGAGUCUUAGUCCAGUAAUGGCUACGGAAGCUUUACACUUUCCUACAUCACCUAUAGAAUUAAUGGGUAGAAAUAGGUGGAACAAUUAUCCAGAGCGAAAUACAGUCGUGGCCAAUCUGCAGACAUACAGCAAAAACUUUACCGAGUUUCAGAUACCAGAAACUGUCACGUCCUACAACUCACAAAUGACUAAGACCACGAGCAAGAGUAAGACUAGUGGUAGUGAGCGUAGUAUUGCCCCGUGGCCCUCCUUGAAUCUGCCAUCGACGAGGGCGUCUGAACGUCUCAAGGAAGUCACCGAUCCACGCGAGGUCGAAAGGGCGAUGAAGAAUCUCUUGAAGCAACCCCUUGAAAAGCUUGCCAAGACCGAUGAUGACGGAGACACAAUGUUGAUGUGUCUGGUGGGUAAUCCACGAGAACUUACCGAGAAAUUAGCUUGGCUGGCGCCACUUGUCGAGCGCAUGGCUGCUUACGAGAAUUGCCUGGCGACGCUCAAUCACCGUGGUGAAGACGCCCUUUAUCUUGCGGCCAUGAACUGCCCGCAGAUGGCCUUCGUUGCGGGAUAUCUGGCAGCUGCUUUUCUGCAGAAAAAAAUCGACGUUGGUCAAAGACUUUAUCACUCCAGAGGGGACACAAUCGUUCACGCGCUGGCAGCAAAAGGCGAUGCUCAUGGCGAAGUACUUGCCGAACUACUUUCACUCAAAACAGCUCAGGGGAAUUCGAUGUUCGAUCUUUCAAAGCGUAAUUAUGAAGGUAGAACAGCUCUUCACGUAGCAGUCGAGGUACAUGAAUCUUCAGUGAGAAAUGAAAAGACAAUAUCGAUAGGCACAGUUCGUCUAUUAAUGGAAAACGGGGCUGAUCCUUUAGUGCGAGAAGUUAGAUGUGGUGAUACUGCGUUACAUCUGGCUGUGUCGUUAAGCGCUGAUCCAGCUCUUGUUAAAAUGUUGCUGAUUGGUAGAGGACACGAAGCAGUGAAUGUGUCAAACUAUAAUGGCAACACACCUAUGCACGUGAUUGCAGCCAUGUCCGAGCGUACGACACUUGACCGUCAAAUGGAGGUUUGCUACGCACUGAUACACGCAGGUGCUCGAACAAACAUAACCAAUCGUCAAGGCAAAACCGCUUUAGCUCUUGUAUCUCCAGAUCGAAAAGAUAUACUCAGGCGUAUUUUUCAUAAGAAGAGUUAGAAAAGAGAGCGAUAACUUUUCUGUAAAAAUUAGUAAAUAAUGUUCAAGACAGAUCCACGUAUAUUUUAAUAGGACAAAACGCUAGUAGUUUGAUGAUAAUAUAACUCAUUUGAUUUUGUGAAUCAACUUAAGCCAUAAUAGUCCUUUUACAGUCAGAUUUUUAUUAUUAAGAAUAAAUGCAUCGAGUCAAUGCGUACUAUCAGAAUGUUUUAGCUGUACUUACUAAACUAUUAAAUAUAUAUUUCAAAAUACAUUUAAUGGUCGAAAGAUUCGCAUUGGACAAUGUUCAAUUUCAACAUUUAUAGCGUUAAAACAAUAAAUACGUAGAUUAGAUUAUGAAUCUAUGCGAUAUAUAAGCGAUACAAAUUUCAAAGAUAUUUUUGACAAAAAAGUGGCUUAGAUACGUUUUGUAAGAGAUUAUCAACAAAGAUAUUUUAUAAUUAGGGUUUUAACGUAAUUUUUAUAUUGAUAAUGUGGCUGGGCUGGUUUUAAUUGUUGUCAUAAAAACAUAAUUUUUAAAAACAUCAUUUUUCAUUCUACAAUUUAUGGAUACAUGCAUACGUGCUAUUCCUGAAAAGCUUUAAUUUUCAUUUUACGAAAUAUAUUCAAAUAAGUGAGUAAUAACAUAUAAUAUACAUGUAUAGUUUGUUUUAUAAGAUAUAUCUCUUAAUAUAAAUUAAUUUCAGUGUUAUGCAUACGUAAAUCGGAAUGCAUAAUUCGCUGAGAAUGUUCUUCAAUGUAAUAUUGUAUGUUAUUUUGUUAUGUAUGAAUCCGAAUGCAUAUAUAAUUGCACACAUGGAUACAGAUAUAUUUGUGCAACUAUAUUGUUAUAAAUAGUACAUAAAUAGUAAAUACUUAUAUGUUACAUAAUGUUUUAAUAAUAUAACUUUUACGUGAGUGAAUAUUACGCUCCAAUCUCAAGAAUAAACACAGGGUCGAAGUUUUUUGUGAUAAUAUAUGCUUGCAUAUAUCAUUUUUACCAAUUGUUUUGUACAAAUUAUAUUCUAUACGUAUGUACGCUUCAAGCUCAUGUAUUAUUUGUACAUAAACAACACUUCAUAAUAUUUAUAUCUAUGUCUUAUUUUUCCUACAUUUCUUUAUUUUUCAAUAUUUUUUUAUCGUGUAUUUUAUGCUACAGAGGCUGAAAAAUAUCAUUUUAUAUUUUCACUAAAAUGCUCGAUCGGUAACUGUAAUUUCGACCUCUCUGUAAAGUAUCGCGUAUAUCUUUCAAAUAGUCAUUUUUUAUAACUCAGUUAUUCAUAAAGUACAAUUUUUAUAUAAUUAUGUUCAAUUAUAAUUACGGUACUAACGAUCCUAUAAUAAUUCAAACACGUAAAGGUGUUUUUCUUAUGAAAUUUAUUCGGAAACUUAGGAAAAUAAAAAAAACAUGUUACUAUUACAUGCAUGACUAGGAGUAAUACUCGUCGCUUAUUAAUCGAUUCAGAAAUUAUUCUUACUAAUAAUUUCAAAACAUCUGUGUAAAGGCAAACAUUAGAAUUUUUAUUUUUUCACG